Messenger RNA from Alternaria metachromatica, 591 nucleotides. RefSeq lists its product as uncharacterized. Gene Ontology annotation, biological process: zinc ion transmembrane transport. Gene Ontology annotation, cellular component: membrane. The coding region runs from base 1 to 591 and encodes 196 amino acids. The record is from RefSeq and is a predicted model, not a curated record. NCBI's taxonomy places the organism in Eukaryota, Fungi, Ascomycota, Dothideomycetes, Pleosporales, Pleosporaceae. Gene Ontology annotation, molecular function: zinc ion transmembrane transporter activity. The transcript has 2 exons.
AUGAUGAAGAGCAGGGGAAGUUUCAAGAAGAGGAAUCGCACUCUCACCAACCGAUGCAAGAGCAGCCGCUCAGAGGCCCAACAACACCACCACCACGUCCCAACAAAUGCCUUCCUCUCCCUCGGCCUCCAAACAAGCACAGCAAUCGCCCUGCACAAAAUCCCCGAAGGCUUCAUCACAUACGCCACCAACCACGCCAACCCUACCCUCGGCUUCUCCAUCUUCCUCGCCCUCUUCAUCCACAACAUCACCGAAGGUUUCGCUCUCGCUCUCCCCCUCUACCUCGCCAUCGGCUCCCGCUGGAAAGCCAUGCUCAUCUCUGCCGUCCUAGGUGGCGUCAGUCAGCCACUCGGUGCUGGUGUCGCAGCGCUGUGGUUCAAGAUUCAGGGUAGGGGUCGGGAGCACGGCGCUGAUGAGGGCAUGGAUACUAUUUACGGAUGCAUGUUUGCAGUUACUGCGGGGAUUAUGGCGAUGGUGAGCUUGCAGCUGCUGGGCGAGAGUCUGGAUUUGACGAAUUCGAGACGCUUGUGCUUUGUUAGUGCGUUUGCGGGAAUGGGGAUACUGGGGUUGAGUAGUGCACUUACGGCGUGA